Messenger RNA from Megalops cyprinoides (Indo-Pacific tarpon), 2916 nucleotides. Its product is annotated as class E basic helix-loop-helix protein 40-like. The transcript is spliced from 5 exons. Gene Ontology annotation, cellular component: nucleus. Gene Ontology annotation, biological process: anterior/posterior pattern specification; circadian regulation of gene expression; regulation of transcription by RNA polymerase II. Gene Ontology annotation, molecular function: DNA-binding transcription factor activity, RNA polymerase II-specific; protein dimerization activity; RNA polymerase II cis-regulatory region sequence-specific DNA binding. The coding region runs from base 436 to 1671 and encodes 411 amino acids. Lineage: Eukaryota; Metazoa; Chordata; Actinopteri; Elopiformes; Megalopidae. The record is from RefSeq and is a predicted model, not a curated record.
CAGAAAAUGGGCUGUUCUCAGUUGUGCUGAAAGCGCCGUCCAACACGUGAGGCUCAUGUGACGGAGGUAGGUCAGUCUCUGAGCGAGAGUCACAGGGUUUAUUUAACACGUAGCUCAAUCCACCCACUCUCAUACAUUUAACCAAGACGCAACGUCGGAACUACCGCUGGCUACGUCUGGAUCGCGCGGUGGCAACAUCGUCCACUUUCCUAGUCUCUGAGAAAAUAGUACGAACAAACCAAUGAUGACAACAGAAAGCGAAUUAAACAAAUCAGAUUAUUAACCUGAAGUUGCAAGAACAGGCGCAAACGUUACUGCAAGGGCAUUCGCUCGCUAAAAUUUUUAACAGAAGAGUACAUUUUAUGUAUUCUGAUUGAAUAAUUCGAAAAAAUCUACUUGCCUUCGUUCUUUUUUUGGGAUUGUCAAAGGAAGAAAAUGGAAAGGAUUACUAGUGCGCAACCACCUCCUUGUAUGGCAAAACACCCGUCUCUGGACAUGUCUGACAUGCAAGGGAUGGACUUCCCUAUGUACGUGUAUAAGCCUAGAAGAGGAGUGAAGCGCGGGGAGGACAGUAAGGAAACUUACAAGCUGCCCCAUCGACUAAUUGAGAAGAAAAGACGUGACAGAAUAAACGAGUGCAUUGCUCAACUGAAGGAUUUAUUGCCGGAGCACCUUAAACUUACAACGCUGGGCCAUCUGGAGAAAGCUGUGGUAUUGGAACUCACCCUCAAGCACGUGAAAGCCCUGACCGCUCUGCUGGAACAACAGCAGCAGAAAAUCAUGGCCCUGCAGAACGGCAUGCAAAUUGGUGAACAGCCCCCUCCCAGUCCCGAGAGCAGUGAGGAGAUGUUCCGCUCAGGGUUCCACAUGUGUGCCAAGGAGGUCCUCCAGUACCUGGCUAACCAGGAGGGCGGGAGAGAUGUCACGCCCUCCCACAUGAUCAGCCACCUGCACAAAGUGGUGUCGGAGGUGCUGCAGGGCGUCCCCAGCCCCCGCGCGGAGGAGCAGCCCGUCCACAGGGCGGCGCCCGAACGCAAGGAGAAGCCGGCGGGGCCGCUGCCCAAGGGGACGGAGGGCCACGGGAGGAACUGCGUGCCCGUCAUCCAGAGGACUUACCCGCAGGGCGGCAGCGAGCAGAGCGGCAGCGACACGGACACCGACAGCGGCUAUGGCGGCGAGCUGGAGAAGGGCGACUCCAAGGCCGAGCGGGCCGGCUACUACGGCAAGGAGUGCCAGCUGAAAUACGCGCUGGCCGACCGGAUGGCGAGCGCCAUCAAGCAGGAGAGCGACGAGCCACAGGCCAAGCGCCUGAGGGCCGAGUCCUCGGAGGACGAGUCCCUCUCCGGGGUGGAGGUGCUGGGUGGCCACGCCGGCUUCACGGGCUUCUCCCCCCACCAGCCGCCGCUCUGCAUGCCCUUCUACCUCAUCCCCCCCUCUGCCGCAGCCUACCUGCCCAUGCUGGAGAAGUGCUGGUACCCCGGGGCUAUGCCCGUUUUAUACCCUGGCCUCGGCGGCUCGGGACCGGGCAUGUCCCCGGAGAAGCAUGCCCAGUCCCUCCUGAUGUCACCCAGGGUGGGCUCCCCUGUGGCCCCUCCAACCCCCAUGGACUCCCCUGCACUGCUUCAAGCUUUAAAGCAAGUCCCCCCCUUGAACUUGGAAACCAAAGACUGAGAACCUUUUUUUCCCCCCUAGCUCGCGUUCCAAGCGUUUGUACUGUCGAAGAUAGCCUGCUGGUAAACUAUUAAAGGUAGGAAGAGAACAAAACAGUAGAGGGCGCCCCCUGUCCUCCUUCAGCAGCAGGAGCAGUCCCCCUGAGCCCACACCACGAACAAACGUGCUGGCCCACACUCUCCACCCCCACAACCCAGAGAGAGAGAGAGAGAGAGAGCGCAAGAGGGAGUCAACACAGAUGAGGGUCUGUCCAUGUAGAUAUCAAGAGAGCCUGCAACCACUGCUCCACAGAGACACUGGUAAAAAAAAAACUGAAAGGUGUGGAUGUGGAUACAUUCGGAGGGCCAAAAAAAAAAAAAGAUAUGGUGUUGAAUGGAGAGGGUUCCUCUGCAAUUUGUGUUGAAUGUCAGAGUCGAAGUGCUGAAUGUGAUUGCCCCCAGUGAUCAGGACCUGCCCUUUGCACAUGUACGCCUCGGUUGAAUGUAAAAUGAAAACCCUGUAGAUGCUGCUUUUGUGAUGUUGGGGGGGGGGGUUGAGAUCUCUCCUUCUUGUACAUGUAGCUGUUGAAACGGAAAACAGAUCUUUUCCCAAACCUGUCCACACCUAAUAUUCACCCCAGCAUCUGCCGUUGGUGUCUGAUUCGGUUGGUUAGAACGAUUACUGCAACAACUCUCCCCUCCCCAUCCAGCCCACCAGUUCACCUGCAAAAAUACACCAGAGUUUUAAAAAGCAAGGAUUCCCUCAAAACCUGGUAUGCACCAUUCUUGCAACAUGAAUUUGAGGGUGGGCAAUAACACAUAUGUUUUUUGUGUUAAGUUUCGAAUUCAUUACCAUUUGUACUGGUGAUCUUGUGAGAAAAUGAUGAUGGAUUCUCUUGUAAUUAUUUUGUUAAUAUUACUUGUACAUCUCUAUUUUUGAUACGUGUCCUAUAAAUUCUGUAAUACCAUUUUGACUAGAAGGAGGUUUAGAGAGCCAUUCAUUGUAUGCCAAGAGAACAUGUACAUAGCAUUGUUCUAGAUCUUGCAUCAUUCUCCAUAUUCAUCUCUGGUCAAAUGAAACCUGUCUGUUCAUGAUGUUGCCUUUACUUGUGAAAGCUGAUAAGCAGAUAUCAGAAGUUUAUUCAAUGUAUUUGUAUGAAUACUGGAGUACACAGUCAAGAAAGAAAAGUGAAUGUAAUGUUUUAAACAGAGGAUUAGUUUUGUAUAGGAAGAGGUACUUGGGAUUUUAUAUUUUGGGACCUACCAG